This is a messenger RNA of Procambarus clarkii (red swamp crayfish), 1431 nucleotides long. RefSeq names its product proline-rich protein 36-like. The record is from RefSeq and is a predicted model, not a curated record. NCBI's taxonomy places the organism in Eukaryota, Metazoa, Arthropoda, Malacostraca, Decapoda, Cambaridae.
AUGACAAGGGGUCCCAUACUGCAGGCCCAACCGUCUCGCGAGGAGACGGAGCCCAUGACAAGGGGUCCCAUAUUGCAGGCAGUUGCCCAACCGUCUCGCGAGGAGACAGAGCCCAUGACAAGGGGUCCCAUAUUGCAGGCAGUUGCCCAACCGUCUAGCGAGGAGACGGAGCCCAUGACAAGGGGUCCCAUACUGCAGGCAGUUGCCCAACCGUCUUGCGAGGAGACGGAGCCCAUGACAAGGGGUCCCAUAUUGCAGGCAGUUGCCCAACCGUCUAGCGAGGAGACGGAGCCCAUGACAAGGGGUCCCAUACUGCAGGCAGUUGCCCAACCGUCUAGCGAGGAGACGGAGCCCAUGACAAGGGGUCCCAUAUUGCAGGCCCAACCGUCUAGCGAGGAGACGGAGCCCAUGACAAGGGGUCCCAUAUUGCAGGAAGUUGCCCAACCGUCUAGCGAGGAGACAGAGCCCAUGACAAGGGGUCCCAUAUUGCAGGCAAUUGCCCAACCGUCUAGCAAGGAGACAGAGCCCAUGACAAGGGGUCCCAUAUUGCAGGCCCAACCGUCUAGCAAGGAGACAGAGCCCAUGACAAGGGGUCCCAUAUUGCAGGCCCAACCGUCUAGCGAGGAGACGGAGCCCAUGACAAGGGGUCCCAUAUUGCAGGCCCAACCGUCUAGCAAGAAGACGGAGCCCAUGACAAGGGGUCCCAUAUUGCAGGCUGUUGCCCAACCAUCUAGCAAGGAGACGGAACCCAUGACAAGGGGUCCCAUAUUGCAGGCCCAACCAUCUAGCAAGAAGACGGAGCCCAUGACAAGGGGUCCCAUAUUGCAGGCUGUUGCCCAACCAUCUAGCAAGGAGACGGAACCCAUGACAAGGGGUCCCAUAUUGCAGGCCCAACCAUCUAGCAAGAAGACGGAGCCCAUGACAAGGGGUCCCAUAUUGCAGGCUGUUGCCCAACCAUCUAGCAAGGAGACGGAGCCCAUGACAAGGGGUCCCAUACUGCAGGCCCAACCGUCUAGCGAGGAGACGGAGCCCAUGACAAGGGGUCCCAUAUUGCAGGAAGUUGCCCAACCGUCUAGCGAGGAGACAGAGCCCAUGACAAGGGGUCCCAUAUUGCAGGCAGUUGCCCAACCGUCUAGCAAGGAGACGGAGCCCAUGACAAGGGGUCCCAUAUUGCAGGCCCAACCGUCUAGCAAGGAGACAGAGCCCAUGACAAGGGGUCCCAUAUUGCAGGCCCAACCGUCUAGCAAGGAGACGGAGCCCAUGACAAGGGGUCCCAUACUGCAGGCCCAACCGUCUAGCAAGAAGACGGACCCCAUGACAAGGGGUCCCAUAUUGCAGGCAAUUGCCCAACCGUCUAGCAAGGAGACGGAGCCCAUGACAAGGGUCCCAUAUUGCAGGCCCAACCGUCUAGCAAGGAGACAGAGCCCAUGA